Messenger RNA from Microthlaspi erraticum, 600 nucleotides. The record is from the annotation of a GenBank genome assembly. NCBI's taxonomy places the organism in Eukaryota, Viridiplantae, Streptophyta, Magnoliopsida, Brassicales, Brassicaceae.
AUGAUUCUGAUGCACUCUUACUCUCCGGCGACAAUCUCAGCCGUUAGAUUCCUAGGUUCGUCUCCGUUCAACACUCGGAGGCUUCUUUCUCAGCCUAGUGGUGUUUCAAUCUCUAGAAAAAAAAGCUUCUUCUUGCAUUUGACAGAGACGACGACCAAGGAGAGAGGAAGAAGAGAAGAAAAUGGGAGAGUAUCGAUCGUGUGUGACGCAGGAGGGAUGUUUCCGGUGGAUCCAUGGGCUCCGACCAUUGAUUCACAGAGCAUAGCAUCACAGCUCUUCGCUGUCUCUCUGUUCCCAUACAUUGGUUUCCUCUACUUCCUCACUAAAUCCAAAUCUGCUCCGAAACUCACACUUUUCGGAUUCUACUUCUUGCUUGCCUUCGUUGGAGCUACAAUUCCUGCUGGUAUUUAUGCUAAAGUGCAUUAUGGAACAUCGUUGUCGAAUGUUGAUUGGUUACAUGGAGGAGCAGAAUCACUUCUUGCUCUUACCAAUUUGUUCAUCGUGUUGGGUCUCAGACAAGCUCUAAGGAAGUCUAAAGACAAUGAUGAUGAACAAACUCCAACAACAACUCAAGAACAAGAGAAAUCUUCAGUGAAGUAA